CCUCUCUCUUGUGGAGAACUGUUAAAAAGAAUUCAUAGCAAAGAAAUAUUCCCCUAUCGGAAACCCUAAGCAAUCAAAUAAGAUCGAAAGAUGCUAAGAGUUGCAGGGAAGAGAUUCUCAUCUAUCUCGUGGCGAUCAUCCGCCGCUCUCUCUCAAAACCAUGCGGCUGCCACUACCGCCUCCGCCGCUUCUGAACGGCCUUCCGUUUCCAGAUCCGUUCCUUCUCUUUCUCCCUUCUCUUUCAAUUCUCAGCUUCCAAAUUUAAUCAGAGGUUUUUCUUCAGAUGCCCUCAGCCAAGGACACGAUAUGGGAAUGAUCUCAGAUGUCCCUGCUACUGUGGCAGCUGUGAAGAACCCUACUUCGAAAAUUGUCUACGACGAGUAUAAUCACGAGCGGUUUCCACCUGGUGAUCCCAGCAAGCGUGCUUUUGCUUAUUUCGUCUUGUCUGGUGGCAGGUUUGUUUAUGCCUCUUUAAUCCGCCUUCUGAUCCUCAAGUUUGUUCUAAGCAUGUCUGCCAGCAAAGACGUUCUUGCACUCGCUUCCCUUGAGGUUGACCUUUCUAGCAUAGAGCCAGGGAGCACUGUUACCGUCAAGUGGAGAGGGAAGCCUGUUUUUAUCAGACGUAGAACCGAAGAGGACAUCAAGACGGCUAACAGCGUUGACCUUGCAUCACUUCGUGACCCCCAGGAAGAUGCAGUCAGGGUUAAGAAUCCAGAAUGGCUCAUUGUUGUCGGUGUUUGCACCCAUUUGGGUUGCAUCCCCCUGCCAAAUGCCGGUGACUAUGGUGGCUGGUUCUGUCCAUGCCAUGGCUCACAUUAUGACGUGUCUGGUAGGAUCCGCAAGGGACCAGCACCGUACAAUCUAGAGGUACCCACAUACAGCUUCAUGGACGAGAACAAGCUGCUAAUCGGGUGAGAAUUUAUGCGGAAAUUAUUAUUAUCUUUUUUUUUUUUUUUUUGGUGUUGCGUUAGUCUUGCUGCAAAUUGUCAUAAUAGAAUUUUCUCUGCACAAGAGGGCUGCAUUCAAUUUAUAUUCAGUUUACUCCGGAUUUUUGUAUUUGCUGCCUGUUUUAAGGUAUUGCCCCAAGGUUCUGAAUAAUGAAAACAAGAUUUGUUGAGCA
Molecule: messenger RNA, 1120 nt
Organism: Gossypium raimondii (Peruvian cotton)
Lineage: Eukaryota; Viridiplantae; Streptophyta; Magnoliopsida; Malvales; Malvaceae
Product: cytochrome b-c1 complex subunit Rieske-4, mitochondrial
Exons: 2
Coding region: 91-915 (274 amino acids)
Biological process (GO): mitochondrial electron transport, ubiquinol to cytochrome c
Cellular component (GO): membrane
Molecular function (GO): quinol-cytochrome-c reductase activity; 2 iron, 2 sulfur cluster binding
Source: RefSeq, a predicted model, not a curated record